ACCACCAUGCCGGAGCCGCGCGGGGCGUCGCCGCUGCGGGUGAACGCGGCCUUCGCAGCGCGGUACGGCCGCUACCGGGAGCGCGAGGAGCUGCAGCGGCUGAAGGAUCGGUACGGGGACCGGGACGGCGGCGGCGACUCCAGCUCCGAAUCCGACUCCAGCGACGAGCGCGUGGAAUUUGACCCCCAGCAGGAGCGAGACUUUUACAGGACACUCUCCUUGCUGAAGGAAAAGGAUCCCUGCAUUUACCACGAGGAUGCCACCUUCUACCAGAGAGCAGCGUCGUCCUCGGAGAGCGAGGAGGAGCCAGCAGCCGCAGAGAAGCAGAAGAAAGUGCGGCCCAUGUACCUGAAAGACUACGAGAGAAAGGUUAUCCUGGAGAAAGAAGGCAAAUACGUCGACGAGGAGAACUCGGACGGGGAGACCUCCGAUCCGAGACUCCAGCAGACGGCGUCCCGCAGUUAUGUGGAGGAACAGAAACGGCUCAAGGAAAGCUUCCGGGCCUUCGUGGAGGACAGCGGGGACGAGGACAGCGCCGGGGAAGGCGGCUCCGGGUUGCUGCAGAAACAUGUCCAGACCAAGGAGGAGAAGGCCCUGGAGGAGGCCAACUAUGUGGAGUGGCUGAAAGGGCAGAAUGAGGUGCCAAACCCCGAGGCCCUGAAAGAACUGACCCACCUCAGAGAAUAUUGGAACAAUCCAGAGCUGGAUGAAGGCGAGCGAUUCCUGCGGGAUUAUAUCCUGAACAAACGCUACGAGGAAGAGGGAGACGAAGAGGACGAGGAGGAAGAGGAAGAGGAAGGGAUUCCCGGGUCCCCGGUCCAGCUGGAUGUAGACGAUUCCUCGGAUGAGGGGGAGCUGUUUCUAAAGAAGCAGGAGGAUUUUGAGCACAAAUACAACUUCCGCUUUGAGGAGCCGGACGCAGCUACGGUCAGGACCUAUCCGCGAAGGAUCGCGUCCUCCGUGCGCCGCAAGGAUGAGCGCAGGAAGGAGAAAAGAGAGGAGAUGAGGGAGCGAAAGAGAAGGGAAAAAGCCAAGAAGCAGGAGGAGCUGAAACAACUGAAGAACCUGAAGAGGAAGGAGAUCCUGGCCAAGCUGGAGAAGUUGCGGCAGGUGACGGGCAACAAGACGCUGGGCCUCGAGGAGCAGGACCUCGAGGAUGACUUUGACCCCGCCCGGCACGACCAGCUCAUGCAGAAGUGCUUCGGGGACGAAUACUACGGUACCACGGAGGAGGAGAAGCCACAGUUUGAGGAAGAGGAAGGGCUUGAAGACGACUGGAACUGGGACACGUGGGCUGGGCCGGAGCAAGGUGGCGCCUGGAGCCAGCAGGAGCCGCACUGCGAGGACCCCGACUUCAACAUGGACGCUGACUACGACCCCAGCCGGCCGCGGAAGAGGCCGCGAGAGGCACCCCCGACGGGCAAGAAGCAGCGCAAGUCGCCCUUCGCCGCAGCUGUGGGGCAGGAGAAGCCGGUGUUUGACCCCGGAGACAGGACAUUUGAGGAGUACCUGGACGACUACUACCGGCUGGACUACGAGGACGUCAUCGACGAUCUGCCCUGUCGCUUCAAGUACCGCGCCGUGGUGCCCUGCGACUUCGGGCUCAGCACUGAGGAGAUCCUCGCCGCUGACGACAAGGAGCUGAACCGCUGGUGCUCCCUGAAGAAGACCUGCAUGUACAGGUCGGAGCAGGAGGAGCUGCAGGACAAGCGGGCGUACACACAGAAGGCCCAGAACGUGUGGAAAAAGCAGCAGAUCUUCAAGUCGCUCUGUCCCGAGGAGAUGGAGACACCCACGGAAGCCACAGGGAAGCCACAGAGAGCCAAAGCCGGCCCGCAGGGGCAGCUGCCUGGGCCUGAUGGGGCCUGCGGGAAGCAGCCCCGGCCUGAGAACCCCCCGACACAGGAAGAGGUGGCCCCUGCGUCACCCACCAAGAAGCCAGCCCCCCAGAGGCAGAGGCGGGGCAAGAAGGCGCGCCUGCUGGGCCCCACGGUGACACUUGGGGGACAGGAGUUCAGCCGCCAGAGACUGCAGGCCUUUGGUCUCAACCCCAAACGGCUGCACUUCCGCCAGCUGGGCCAGAAGCGGAGAAAGCAGCGGGGGCCCAAGAGUGGUCCCUGAGCCCAAGCCGGGUGGGGGCCCUCAAAUCAGGUCCCCUGGUAUUUAUCCCCGUCCUGCUGCAAUACCGUCUGCUACAUGGAGCCCUGCAUCUAUCCCACAUGCGGGGAGUCUCCUCCUCUUACAGAUGUGGAAACUGAGGCACAUUUAAGCUUCUCCAGGCAACCUGGAAAUCUUACCUGGAGACCCUGCCACCCUGUCCCCCCAAAUGCUGAGCCCACUGCCAUGUUCAAGUCACACAGCUUUAUUAGCCCCCAGUGGCUGGUCUCCCCGCCGCCCUUGGCAGGACGGGGGCUUGAGGCCCAGUGAGGGGUGCAGACAGUACAGUGCAAACUACAGUACUUGAGUCGGGCCCUGAGUGGGUGCCCAGGAGCCUGUCCCCCAGCCCGUGAGGAGGGGCUGGCUGGCAGGAGGCAGGCGGGCUCUGUGCCUGGCUGAAGACCCCCAGCCUGGCGGCUCCCUGGACGGUUCUCAGCUUGCCGAAGGGGGGGGU
Choloepus didactylus (southern two-toed sloth) is the source of this 2611-nucleotide messenger RNA. RefSeq names its product KRI1 homolog (gene KRI1). The transcript is spliced from 19 exons. The coding region runs from base 7 to 2121 and encodes 704 amino acids. The record is from RefSeq and is a predicted model, not a curated record. Gene Ontology annotation, cellular component: nucleolus; 90S preribosome. Gene Ontology annotation, biological process: endonucleolytic cleavage in ITS1 to separate SSU-rRNA from 5.8S rRNA and LSU-rRNA from tricistronic rRNA transcript (SSU-rRNA, 5.8S rRNA, LSU-rRNA). Lineage: Eukaryota; Metazoa; Chordata; Mammalia; Pilosa; Megalonychidae.